Molecule: messenger RNA, 748 nt
Organism: Drosophila teissieri
Lineage: Eukaryota; Metazoa; Arthropoda; Insecta; Diptera; Drosophilidae
Gene: Mpp6
Product: M-phase phosphoprotein 6
Exons: 1
Coding region: 198-686 (162 amino acids)
Biological process (GO): maturation of 5.8S rRNA
Source: RefSeq, a predicted model, not a curated record
UUUACUUUAAACAUCGCAUCAACAAAAGGGAGCGCCACGUUUUCUAGCUAAGCUAAACAACGCUUUGCAGCACUGGCUAUACCCGUUUGUUUUGUUCGGUCAUUCUGCUUUGAAAAAAAAUAAACGUGCCUAAGGUUUUCGCACUUAUAUUUAAGGUGAAAGGUCUUUCUACUUUAUUGUUAAAAUAUAAUAAGAAAAUGCCAGCCAAAUCAAAGCCAAGACUUUCGCGUGGUGUCCUGGACAUGAAGUUUAUGCAGCGCACAAAAAAUAAAGUAGAAAAGGAGGCAGACGAUGAACAGAGUAGAGCACUGUACUCCAACGAGAUCAACCAAAAGAUGCUUAAUUCCACCUCGAAUUUUAUGGUGGAGUCCAGCUACUCAAUAUGCGCAGGCCUGAUAGACGGACGCCUCAGUUUCCGGGGUAUGAAUCCGGAGCUGGAAAUUCUCAUGGAACAGGAGCUGGCAGAAAAAGAGGGCCGCGCGAGGCCGGAGCAGCCCAAGGAGGUCUCCGACCAAGACAUGGUGAAGGCUUAUUAUGCCAACAAGGCGCCGACGGUCACCGGCAGCAUGAGCAAAAAGUUUAACACCAAAAAGGACUUUAAAAGAAAGAAGAUCGGCGAAGACAGUGGAAAUCCACAUUCCACGAGGAAGCAAAACUUUAAGAAACCACGAUCGGAUGACGAUUAGUUUACUACUUAGUUUACUACUGACUUAGCUCUUAGUUAAAUAAAAAUACGAAUUCAAUUGUA